This is a messenger RNA of Epithele typhae, 1791 nucleotides long. RefSeq lists its product as uncharacterized. The coding region runs from base 1 to 1791 and encodes 596 amino acids. Lineage: Eukaryota; Fungi; Basidiomycota; Agaricomycetes; Polyporales; Epitheliaceae. The transcript has 6 exons. The record is from RefSeq and is a predicted model, not a curated record.
AUGCCCGGCACUCCCACUCGCCCGAACCCUGACCUGGAGGGCUUCUCCUCCGAAGACGAAGCGACUGCAACGCCUGGUCCCACCAUACCUCCACUCACUGCCUUGUCCCCGAGCUUCUUGUGCGAUAUUGUGCUCCUUGCAUACGUCCUACACCACCGCCUCCGCCGCACACGCCUUACCAUAGACCAAAUCGCCACUACGGAGGUUACCGUCGGGUUCAUGAACGUCGGGCUACCCCCUACCCUCGGACUCCUUCCCAUCUUUCCGUGUCUCAAGAACGUCAAGAGGUUCUCCCCGCACGACAAUCUCGCCUUCCUCCCUGUGACCAACACUCUCCAUCUCCAUCUCCCCCGCCCCCGUGAAUGGCUGGAACUAGAAGAGGACUUCGCAGAGAGUGUAGGACCAGUGGUGUCCAAUGCUGUCAAAGAAGGAAUCAUUCAACUUCUUCUUCGGCACAAGAAACAGAGAAACUUUUGCGAGAACGAGCUGAACAAACUCACCGAUCAUGAGAUUGUUCGCAGUUGGGCCCAGCGCCGAUGGGGAAUGUACUUGAAGGCGCUGGAAGGCCCGACUCGAUUCCCUUCACCUCCACGCGCGGACGAUGCGGCCGACCACGAUGGCGCUCCUCAGCCGGAAGACUUCGACUACCCCGAAGCCCAGGACGAUGAGGACCUGUACGAGCCUGCCGUUGCACCCUCGCCGCAGAUCAGCCACGUAGUCCCUGCCGCUGUAAUUUCGCCGCGGAUCGGUAACCUCGUACAUGCGACCUUCGAGCGCCGCGAGCAGGACGACGAUGGACGGACGUACGCCGGGUCCCCUUCUUCCCGUGUCUCUCCCGCGUCCUCUCCCGCCCCUUCCGUCGCCCCGGGCCCUGUCCCUGCUGCUCCCCUUCCCGCCGCUCUCAUCACCCCUGCCCCGUCGCGCGAAGUCACUCCCACACUCGCCGCAGGCCUCUCCGCCCACUCCACUCCCACCCUCGCCACCAACCCCUCCCCGUCAACCUCGCGCAAGCGCGCGCGCGACCCAUCUGACGAAGGCGACGACGGCAGGCUCGCCGACACCGAGCGCAGCCCCGGCGACGCCCGCGCGCACAACCUCCGUCGGCGCACCGCGGGCACCGGCGCCUCGUUCACCGCCGCGCGCGGGCCCCGCCGUUCGCAACGCAUCGCGCGCAGGUCCGGAACGGCCGCAACGCACGCACCGCAGCCGGCGUCGACUUCGACUGCGCCCGCGCGCCCGCGCUUGGCGAUCGACGGGCCGGCGCACCUCCGCGCGUCGUCGUCGUCGAUGUCUCCCGGCCACUCGAUGGGAUCGCGCCCGCCGUGGGCGGUGCGUGCGCGGCAGGAGCGGCUGAGGACUGCGUCGUUGCCUGCGCGCGGGGCGACGGAGGAGCAGGAGGAGAGGGAGGUCGAGGCGGAGGUCUGCGCCGGGCCUUCUACCCCCAGGCCUGCUCCUAUAGAGGCGGAGGCAGAGAUGGAGGUAGAGGCGGGGCCGUCGAUGGUGCUGCGGUCACGCAAGCGCGCUCGGGCGCAGGAGGAGGACGAGAAGGAGGACGAGAGCGAAACGAUGGAGGACGACGAGGACGACUACGAGCCGCCCCGCAAGCGGAGGAGGGUCGCGAAGAAGGACGACAAAGGCAAGGGCAAGGCGCGGGACGACGGCAACGACGAAGCCGACGACGACGACGACGACGACGACGCGGAGAAGAAGUCGCCUCCCAAGGGCCGUCGCGGUGGCGGACGCCGCAAGGGCAAGAAGGUCGACAAGGGGAAGGCGCGCGCGCUAAACUGA